Messenger RNA from Penicillium verrucosum, 1092 nucleotides. RefSeq lists its product as uncharacterized. The record is from RefSeq and is a predicted model, not a curated record. The transcript is spliced from 4 exons. NCBI's taxonomy places the organism in Eukaryota, Fungi, Ascomycota, Eurotiomycetes, Eurotiales, Aspergillaceae. Bases 1 to 1092 code for a protein of 363 amino acids.
AUGGACGCCCCCCACCUCCCAGUCCCAGAGCACAUCUUGUCAUUAAUGUCACUGCCUCGGCGACAGGUGUUGACUGAACAUCACAACCGAUCAGUCAGCGUCUCUUCGAAAAUCUCUAUGGACUCCACUGCCUCGGACUUUCUUGCCGCAAAGAUUGAAGAACUUGAGAAUGAGACUUCCUAUAUCGCCAACAUCAAAGCAGGGAUGGAGGAAUCCAACGUCAAAGGCCCAGCGUCAAAGGAACCCUUACAGAUGGAGAGAGACCUCGAUAACCGUGCCCUCAAGUUCCUGUUCGAAAAUCACCCUCGUCAGCGGUAUCUAUACCUGCGGUUCCUGAUAUCGUAUCUAUGGAGCAAGCGUGAAUCAGUUCCCGGGUUGGAGCGAAAGGUGGAUUCAAAACGGUUUUGGCCCUCCGCAGGUUCAUACCUCCAGCGUUCCACUCUGCAGGCACUCGCCCGUUGCAUCUCCGGAUGCGAGAUCCCUAAGGAUCUCACUACUGAACAGACCUUUGCGCUCCAUGAAGAGCAAGUUUUCGUGUCUGGCGAGCGCGGUAUACAAGUUCGACUGGAAGGACAAGCGGGAACAGUUCUAGGGGCUAUCUUUGGGGCUCGGAAUCAGGAUCUCAGGCUCGGAUCCUUUAAGGCUGCUCAGCCGCCGUAUCACGGAUGCCUCAAAGCCCCUGAUUUUGUGCUUAAGACCUCGGUCCAUGAUGCGAAGGUCGUAGGAGAAGCCAAGGUUCCCUGCAUGGCAAAACACUGUCUCGAGAACCUAGUUGAUGAAUUUGAGAAUAGCGACACGGAAAGCUUAAGGCACGCACUAGGUCAAAUUGCGCGAUAUAUGCUUGAGACACGUCUGAAAUAUGGAUUCUUAACCACGUACGAGCAAACAAUCUUCCUACGAAAGGUAGAUGUCGGUCGAGAAUGGGGAUUGGAGUAUUCUCCAGUGAUUUACCAUUACAACAGAGGAAGCACAUCGGGUGGAACAGUGUCAUUUUGUCAGAGCCUUUAUCAUGUUGGAUUGCUAGCCCUCGCAGACUCAGCUUUUAACACAAGCACGGGCAUGCGGAACCAAGUUUGGACGCGUAACGCCUAA